Molecule: messenger RNA, 3394 nt
Organism: Podospora pseudocomata
Lineage: Eukaryota; Fungi; Ascomycota; Sordariomycetes; Sordariales; Podosporaceae
Exons: 2
Coding region: 800-3394 (864 amino acids)
Biological process (GO): carbohydrate metabolic process
Molecular function (GO): hydrolase activity, hydrolyzing O-glycosyl compounds; carbohydrate binding
Source: RefSeq, a predicted model, not a curated record
CAUUUUUUAGCUCAUUGCAGAAAGGUUUUCUCGGCUCAAGAACUUAUAUUGUUGCCGAAUUCUGUGUCACACUCCCUAACCUCCAGACGAAGCCGCGGCAGCCCGCAUGUUUCCGCACCGGAAAGCUCGACGUGGACAAUAUUGCACCCAAACGGCCGUCCUCCUGGAGGCGCACCAAACCUCAACAUGCGCAUGGCAUCCACGCACGACCUCUGUCUCUCUAUUUUCUCCUGCUGUGGUACACAGCACUGUCGCAACAAACAAUUCAAUGCCCGAGAGCUGCUGACCGCCUCUGAUCAUCUGCUUCUUUUUCUGGAACCCCAAGUCACGGCCCUAAAGGGAAGGUUGCAGCGCUCGCCGUGGGACAGACAGACCCCGGACCGGCAGUUGGAGCUUGGAAAUCCGGGGAAAGGAACACGGCCGGGCAUCUCAUCAUGCAUUCCUCCCAGCCUCCGUCUUUUUACCAAGCUUUCCUCCUGUCGCACAGGCAGCAUUCCCCGCAUGCUGUCCCACGGGACGCCGAGGAGAACACCCCAUCAUGCGGGUGGAGGAAUUGGAGACUCUUGGUGGGUUGGGGUACCUACCUUGAUGAUCACCACGUUACAGCCCAGCCGUGUUGUUCGGUCACGGGAGGCAGCUUGCUGGGACCGCAUGCUCACCACAUGCGAACACGAUGGUUCAUCCAAUCUAUCUUCGCAUCGCCGGUGGUGUUAAGGUGGCACCGCGGUCAUGAUGAUGCGGUCAGAUAUCUUUUUGGCGAGUCCAAUUAUCUCUUCCUCUCCUUGCCCUUGCUUCCCACAUGCCGGUCAGCUUGCUCUGGUGUUGUUUUCUUUUUGCUAGCUUCCAUUACAGAAUGGCGUUUCUCUGGAUCGCCUCUCUUGUGUUGUGCUCUCUGUGGGGGGCACGGGGACAGACUGAACGAUGUUCGGGUUACGAAGCCAUCAACGUGCUGAAGGCGGACUCGUAUCUGAUUGCAGAUCUUGUUCUCAUUGGCAACUGCAGCUCUCACAGCAGCGACAUCGAGAACCUGAGGUUGCUUGUCGAGUACCAGACAGACUCACGGCUGCAUGUCCUCAUCACAGAUGCCGAUUCCCAAGUGUUUCAAAUCCAGGAACACGUUCUCCCCCGACCGAGAAACGAGAACGCGUCCUCGAGCAGCUCUAGGUUGCAGUUCAGUUUCACCCAAAGCCCGUUUGCCUUUAGCGUUACAAGAGCGUCGACAGGGGAGACCCUUUUUGACACGGCCGACACGCCGUUGAUCUUUGAAACCCAGUACAUCCGACUCAGAACUCGCUUGCCGUCGAAUCCAAAUAUUUAUGGGCUGGGCGAACACUCGGAUGACUUUCGCCUUCCAACAUGGAAUUACACCCGCACGCUAUGGAACACGGAAUCGCCCAUGAUCCCAAACGGGCUCAAUCUCUACGGCUCGCACCCGGUGUACUUUGACCAUCGGGGCGAGUCAGGCACGCACGGCGUGUUUCUGCGGAGUUCCAACGGCAUGGAUGUCAAGUUGGGCACCUCGGACCAGGGACAGCAAUUCCUCGAGUACAAUGUGAUUGGCGGCGUAUUCGACUUUUACUUCUUAGCAGGCCCGACCCCAACAGACGUCAGCAAGCAGUAUGCCGAAGUUGUCGGGCUCCCAGCGUUUGUGCCGUAUUGGGUCCUGGGUUUCCAUCAGUGCAAGUAUGGAUAUAAAAGCAUUGAUGAAGUUGGACAAGUUGUUGACACCUACGCGGCCGCUGGGAUCCCAUUGGAGACGAUGUGGGGUGAUAUUGACUACAUGAGCGACCAUCAGGAUUUCACCACGGACGGGAGCCGUUACCCCCUGGAGAAAGUUCGGCAGCUGGUUCAGAGUCUGCACGAUGAUGGACAACACUAUGUUCAAAUCCUGGAUCCGGGAAUCCAUCGAGCUGGUGGUUACCCAACCUACACCAGAGGCGCCGAACAGAACGUCUUUCUCAAAGCAGCAGAUGGCUCAUUUUAUCGCGGGUUUCAAUGGCCCGGCGAAGUGGUUUGGCCUGACUGGCUCCAUCCAAACACACAGGAAUGGUGGACAGAUGAGAUCAGGAGGUUCUACGACCCCAACUCAGGCGUCAAUGUCGAUGGGCUGUGGGUUGACAUGAAUGAGGCGAGCAACAUGUGUGAAAGCACCAGCUGCUUUGCUUCAACAUCUGCUCGAACCUGCGUUGCCAACAAGGGUAUCGCGGUCAGGAAACGUUACGGGGACCCGGUUCCAUUUCUUGGAGUGCCAGAGAGAGAUCUCUUCAACCCCCUGUAUCGCAUACAGAACCGAUGGGGCGACAUCUCCAGCAAAACUUUGUGGACGAACAUCACCAAUGCCGACGGAACCCACCAGUAUGAUACUCACAACUUCUACGGCACCAUGAUGGCUGGCGCCACCCGGAACGCCCUGCUGAGCAGAAACUCGGCUGUCAGGCCCUUCGUCCUCACUCGAUCGACCUUUGCUGGCGUGGGGAGAGUGGCAGCGCAUUGGUUCGGUGACAACGCUUCUAGGUGGGAUCAUUACCGAACUACUAUCCGCCAAAUGUUGUCCUUCACUGCCCUGCACGCGGUGCCCUUUGUUGGCUCUGACGUCUGUGGCUUCAACGAAAACGCGACGGAAAAAAUGUGCGCCCGCUGGGCUUUGCUAGGCGCUUUCCAGCCCUUCUACCGCAACCACGCAGAUAUCACGGCCAACCGUCAGGAAUUUUACCUGUGGCCUUUGGUCACUCAAGCCGCCAAGAAGGCGAUUGAUACUCGCUACAAGUUGCUCGACUACAUGUACACCUCCCUCUGGAAAGCGAGCGCUGACGGCACGCCCAACGCCAGCCCGCUGUGGUUCUUCUACCCCUCGGAUAGCAACACGUUUGGCAUCCAGAACCAAUGGAUGCUCGGAGACGCGUUACUUGUUUCUCCAGUUGUUGACGACGACUCCCAGAGCGUCAGCUUCUACCUUCCGGACGAUAUCUGGUAUGACUUUUGGACUUUUGAGCAAAAGGCCGGGGGUGGACAAACGCACAGGUUGGACGGUGUACAGUGGGAUGAGAUUCCUGUUCACAUUCGAGGCGGGACUAUCCUUGCUAUGAGGACUGAAUCAGCGAAUACUACUGCCCAGUUGAGGGAGAAGAACUUUAGGAUUAUUGUUGCGCCGGGGAAGGACGGGACUGCCAAGGGGGAAUUGUACUUGGAUGAUGGGGCCAGUUUGGAUGUGGGGGGGAACAAGUCGGAGAUUGGGUUUUUGUGGGAUGGGCAGAGCUUUGCUGCGAACGGGACGUUUGGGUUUGAGACGGAUGUGAAGGUUGAGAGGGUUGUUGUUCUCGGAGGGGAGGGAGGGGAGGUUGUUACGCAUGAGGGGCCUUGGGGGUUGGGAGGAGAGUUUGGGUUUCAUUUGUAG